CAACUGUGACAACAACCAAUCCAGUUCUCAUUAGUAAUUUAAACAGUUAAUUACAUUUGUAACUUGUUAAAUCAUCUUAAUAAAAAUGAAAUUCGUUAUCAUCCUCGCUCUUUUUGGUAUCACAAUGGCCAAAGUCGGUGCAUGGGACACUAUGGCAACCGAUGACGAAAAAGCCAUCGAAUUGGCCAAGAAAGGGGUUGCUCAUUAUAAUCUCAAUUCCAAGAGUUUUUACUACCGGAAACUUGUCGAUAUUAAAAGUGCGAAAUCCAAUAUAGAUUAUGACGCCAGCUACGAAAUCAUCUUCGAUAUUGAUAUGACUAAUUGUGUGAAAAACAGCACUUUUUCAGAAGAAUGUGAAGUCUCAACAGAAUUGUUAACAGAGGAGUGUACUUACCUCUUUUACUACGCAGCAAAAUCGGACGAAUGCAACAUCGUUAAGGGUGCAUGCGAACUGCUUGGCUAAUCUCAUGUUUAUCCAGAUCGAUUUUACAUUAUUGUAUCCAGUUCUAUUUACUGUUUAUUAAUAAAUUUUUCUGAUCUUUAACUGAA
This is a messenger RNA of Panonychus citri (citrus red mite), 549 nucleotides long. RefSeq names its product cystatin-1-like. The record is from RefSeq and is a predicted model, not a curated record. Bases 86 to 463 code for a protein of 125 amino acids. Gene Ontology annotation, molecular function: cysteine-type endopeptidase inhibitor activity. NCBI's taxonomy places the organism in Eukaryota, Metazoa, Arthropoda, Arachnida, Trombidiformes, Tetranychidae. The transcript has 2 exons.